Staurois parvus is the source of this 483-nucleotide messenger RNA. Lineage: Eukaryota; Metazoa; Chordata; Amphibia; Anura; Ranidae. The record is from the annotation of a GenBank genome assembly.
GGCUGCUCAGCUCUUCUCUGCAGCAGGAACUUACCUGUUCCACGGUCCAGCGCUGUGCAGUCUUCCCGCACCGGCAUCUUUAGUGUCCGCAGUCUCUUGGUCAUCCCCUGUACUGUCUGCAGUCUCCUGGUCAUCCCUGUACUGUCUGCAGUCUCUGGUCAUCCCCUGUACUUUCUGCAGUCUAUGGUCAUCCCCUGUACUGUCUGCAGUCUCUGGUCAUCUGUGCUGAGUCCGCAGUCUCUGGUCAUCUGUGCUGUGUCUGCAGUCUCUGGUCAUCCCCUGUACUAUGUCCACAGUUUCUGGUCAUCUCCUGUAUUGUGUCCCCAGUCUCUGGUCAUCUCCGGUACUGUGUCCGCAGUCUCUGGUCAUCUCCUGUACUAUGCCCGCAGUCUCUGGUUAUCUCCUGUACUAUGUCCGCAGUCUCUGGUCAUCUCCUGUACUAUGUCCGCAGUCUCUGGUCAUCUCCUAUACCAUGUCCGUAGU